Molecule: messenger RNA, 1380 nt
Organism: Pelmatolapia mariae (spotted tilapia)
Lineage: Eukaryota; Metazoa; Chordata; Actinopteri; Cichliformes; Cichlidae
Gene: irgq2
Product: immunity-related GTPase family, q2
Exons: 2
Coding region: 121-1260 (379 amino acids)
Cellular component (GO): membrane
Molecular function (GO): GTP binding
Source: RefSeq, a predicted model, not a curated record
CUGGAUGGACCCUUAAAUAGAUCAACCUGAAGCUGUCAGUGCUUCAGUGCUGUAGGAGAAUCGCUGUUUGACAGCAAAAUAUUUCAACAAUAGGACCAUUUCUGUUCCAGACGUGCAGCAAUGGCUGAUGUCUUCAGAGGCUUAAACCUCCUUGAAACCCUUAAGGAAUCUAUUGAAAGCAAUAGGUUAUCAGAUGUUAAAGACGCAGUGGAAGACCUCCUUAUCAGCAGGAUCAAUUUGGGUGUGGUGGGGGACCGUGGGGAAGAAAAAGCCUCCUUCAUGAACUCCCUCCGUGGUCUUGGGGCUGGCGAUGAGGGAGCAGCUCCUUCUCCAGCCUCUGUUGCUCCAGAGGGUGUAGCAGGCUACCCUGACCCCAAACACCCUGACUUUCGCCUGUGGGACCUGCCACCUGUUCCAGACAUAUCUCCAUUUGAACCAGAGGGAUACAUGGAUAGAUACAAGUUCCUCCGCUACAAUGCAGUCUUUAUGACAUCCACACAGACAGUCCAACCCAAGAGUGUAGAUGUUUUCUUGGAGGCCCUUUCCAGGCAGCGACAAACUGUGUAUUUCAUUCGCUUAGCUUCAGUUAAAGACUCAGAAAAGAUCCUGGAAGAAAAAAAGAAAGCCAGUCUGGAAGUGCUGAAAUCAAAGGGUAUGGCACAGCCUAAAGUUUACCUGGUUGCACCAGCUGCCCUGGAGAAGUUUGACUUCCCUAUUCUAUUAGCAGAUAUGAGUAAUGAUCUUCCAGAGAUCCGAGCACACGCCCUUGUCUUAGCUCUACCAACACUCACCUCAGCUCUGGUCACUCAAAAAAAGGAAGCAUUUAAAGCACUAGUAUGGGCAGCUGCCUCACUGUCAGGUGGGGUAUCAGCAAUUCCUGUUCCCCUUGUUGCAUCUAUGGUGGACUCAAGUAUAGGAGUGCGAAUCUUGACCAAAGCACGGUUAUCUCUUUGCCUGGAUGAUGAAUCCGUGGAGCGAUUAGCCCGACAGCGAGGCAUGGAACCUACAAAACUUAAAGAGUUACGAAACUGUGUGUUGUCAGUGGAGGUUAGCAAGGGUGAAGUGAAAAGGAGGUUGGCGGCAGCAGAGAAGGACUUGGCCACAGUUUCAUCGAAGCUGCUGGAGAUGGCGAUGCCUAGAAAUGCCCGUUCGGUCAGCCGCUCCUUUGCUGCUAUGCUGCAGGCUUUAAACAGUGCUAUUGAUGAGAUGGCAGCUGAUGCUCAAAACAUACUAGCGGCUGCUCAUGCAAAGGGGAAAUGAAGGCAAAUGUUUGGGGUUUUUAUGUUAUGUUCAAAAGUGUAUAUUUUUCAUUUAUAAUACAAAAGUACACUGUUAACACUAUGUAAGCAUAAAUUCUGCAAAUAAAAAGCUUUAAAUAGA